Solanum stenotomum is the source of this 3681-nucleotide messenger RNA. Its product is annotated as lysine-specific demethylase JMJ25-like. Gene Ontology annotation, cellular component: chromatin; histone deacetylase complex. Gene Ontology annotation, biological process: regulation of transcription by RNA polymerase II. The record is from RefSeq and is a predicted model, not a curated record. The transcript has 14 exons. The coding region runs from base 94 to 3210 and encodes 1038 amino acids. Gene Ontology annotation, molecular function: histone H3K9 demethylase activity; transcription coregulator activity; chromatin DNA binding. Lineage: Eukaryota; Viridiplantae; Streptophyta; Magnoliopsida; Solanales; Solanaceae.
AUAAAACAAAUAUUGAACCGUUCCCUUAUUCACUUUUCCCUCUAAAAAACUAAACUCAUUUUCAACAAACCUAAAAAUCCACAACGGAGAUCAAUGAGUCAGCGGAAUCAUGGCGACGGCGACGGCAAGCAACAGUCCUCGGUACCGCCGGAUGAUCUCCGUUGCAAAAGAUCAGAUGGUAAGCAAUGGAGAUGCAAAGGUUUUAAGGUCGAAGGUAAAUCCAUGUGUGAGCAGCAUUUACACCGGAGAAAGAUAUCAUCCGCUAGUGUUAAGUCACGUGACGCAAGUGUUUCUGUCGUCAAGAGGACGGAAAGGAGACGGGAGGAACCGGAGAAGAAACGGCGAAGAAGAUACGUUGCGAGGAUCGACACGAGUGAUUCUGGUGAGAAGGCGGAUGAUUUAAGUGAACCAGAAGACGAUAAGCCUGUGAGGAAACCUCGUUUUCCUGGGACGAAAAUCAGGAGAAAGGGAGAGGGUAGGAAGGAGGAUGAGACUGUUAGUUUAGGUGAUCCAAUGAAAGUAGUAGGGGGUGAGGGUGACAAGAAGAAAUAUAUGAACAAUGAAGGGUUUCGGGUAAAGAAAAAGCGUGGCAAUGAGGAGAAAGGUUGUUCUAAUUUUAUCAAAUCUUCUGAAAAGUGUGCCAGGACUGAAUCUUCUUCGAAGGGGAAGGAUAGAAUGAAAGGAGUAAAAAUGAUUUCACAAGAGGAAGAAGAACAUGAGAAUGGUGAGAGGAGGGUUAGUAGAGUGGUGAAGAAAGGGGUUGAAUGUGAUUUUAAGAAAUCAAGGUUAAAUGGGAAGAGCAUUCAAAGUGAUGAGGAGAAUGAUGGUGGUAAUGUUUAUGAUUCUAGGAGGAAACAUUCAGCCAAAUCGCGGGAAUCUAUUGCAAAAGGUGUUGAAAAUGAGUCCUUACUUAGGAGAAGUGAUAGGAAAUUACCAGAGAAGAAAAAAGUGAAAGUUGCUUUGGAAAAGCAGAAUGAUAAUGACCAAAAUGAUUGCACAAAUCCAAAGGACACGAAGAAUGGUGAAGUAACCAGAAGAAGUGAUAAGGGUAUAAACAAGAAGGUUGAUGGAAGGAGAAAGCAUUUCAGUGCUGAUGUCCCAUAUGAUGAUUGCCAGAUGUGCCAUCAGUGCAUGAGAAGUGAUCGAAAGGUUGUUAGGUGUGAAAGAAAGAGAUGCGGUAAACGCUAUUGUAGCCCAUGUAUUGCAAGAUGGUACCCUCAUCUGUCAGAGGAAGCAAUUGCCGAGAAAUGCCCCGUUUGUCGUGGGAACUGCAAUUGCAAAGAUUGUUUACGCAAAAACAUUAGUCCUAAGGAACCAAAAUAUUUAGGAAUACCACAGGAAAACAACGAAAAAAUUAAUUGCUUGAAGUAUCUUGUGGAUGCACUUUACCCAUUUUUGAAAACAUUUAUCCAUGAUCAAACCACUGAAAAGGAGAUGGAGGCAUCAAUUAAAGGUUUGUCACUGACACAGUUAACAAUACCAAAAGCUGUCCUUUAUGAGGAUGAGCGUGUUUAUUGCAACAACUGCAAUACCUCCAUUGCCGAUCUUCAUAGAAAUUGUACAACUUGUUCUUAUGAUCUCUGUCUGACCUGCUGUCAGGAAAUUCGAGAAGGUUGUUUUCUAGGAGAUGAAGAUAAAAGGCUCCCUGAAUGGAGAGCAAAAGAAACGGGUGAAAUACCUUGCCCACCAAAGGAAAGAGGUGGUUGUGGAAAUAAUCGCCUGGAGCUUAAGUGUCUCUUUGGUGAAAAGCAGGUUGAACAAAUAAUGAGGGAUGUUGAAAACUUAGUCAAAGGAAAUUCAUCUUCCAGUGAGAUCCUCUCUGUUGAAGAACAGUGUACCUGUAACUCUAAAAAUAGAAGAAAAGCAGCUUCCAGAUCAGAUUCUGAUGACAAUUAUUUGUUCUGCCCUUCAAGUGACAUACAUGAAGGGCACCUGGAACACUUCCAGAAACAUUGGAGAAUGGGAGAGCCUGUCAUUGUAAGCAACGUUCUUGAAUUAGCAUCUGGAUUAAGCUGGGAGCCAAUGGUGAUGUGGCGUGCGUUCCGUAAUAUAGCAAUCAAGGAGGGCUUAUCAGAUUUGGUGGUGACAGCAGUUGAUUGUCUUGAUUGGUGUGAGGUGGAUAUAAAUAUUCGUCAAUUUUUUACGGGUUAUCUUGAAGGUCGAGCACACUCAGAUUCAUGGCCCGAAAUGCUUAAGCUUAAGGACUGGCCCCCAUCUACAGAAUUCGAGAAGCGGUUGCCACGCCACGGAGCAGAAUUUAUUAGAGCCUUGCCGUACAAAGAAUACACACAUCCGCUUUCUGGUAUUCUUAAUGUUGCUUCCAAACAUCCAAAUGGUAUACUGAAGCCAGAUCUGGGUCCAAAAACAUAUAUAGCAUAUGGAUAUGCUGAAGAACUUGGACGUGGAGAUUCCGUUACAAAGCUUCAUUGUGAUAUGUCUGAUGCGGUGAAUGUUUUAAUGCAUACUGCUGAUGUUACUAUUGCUAAGUGGCAGCUUUCAAAAAUUGAUGAGCUGAAGAAAGAGAAAGCUUCUGAUUCAGAUGAUCAAAAAGAACUACAUAUCACUGAUACAGAUGAUCAAAAAGAACUACAUAUCACUGAUACAGAUGAUCAAAAAGAACUACCUAUCACUGAUACAGAUGAUCAGGUGGUUGAUCUUGAAAACAAGUUUGAUGGACCAGAGGAAGAAAAUGGUGGUGCAGUCUGGGAUAUCUUUAGGAGACAGGAUGUUCCCAAGCUCGAGGAUUAUCUUAAAGAGCACCACAAGGAAUUCAAGCAUACACUUGGUUAUCCGGUGGACCAGGUUGUUCACCCAAUUCAUGAUCAAGUUUUCUACUUAACCACGUAUCACAAGAAAAAACUCAAGCAAGAGUUUGGCAUUGAACCUUGGACGUUUGUGCAAAAACUUGGAGAAGCAGUUCUCAUACCUGCUGGGUGUCCCCAUCAAGUUAGAAAUCUGAAGUCUUGUAUAAAGGUUGCUCUCGAUUUUGUUUCACCUGAAAAUGUGGGCGAGUGCAUGCGCUUGACCAAGGAAUUUCGUAUUCUUCCCCAAAAACACAGGGCUAAAGAGGACAAGUUGGAGGUGAAGAAGAUGGCUUUAUAUGCACUGGAGAAGGCUGUAGCUGAUCUAAAUGACCUUGAAUGUAAUGACAGAGCCCAGGUGCAGCAACCACAUUCGAGUAGUGAGCACGAUCCUGUUCAAACUAAAUAGAUGGUGGAGUAGUUCCAUUAUGUUGGUGUACUGUACAUAUGGUUGUGAACCACCUGACUAUCUGGUAAUCAUGAAAAGAGUGCCGCAAAUGACUCCUUUGUAUCAUCUAAUCUCAACUGUCAUCAGCCAAAAAUUUGGAUGUACAUUAGCCCUGAUGCAUCUUACAGCUCCAACUUAGAAGCCACUAAGAGACCUUGGGGAUGUACACAGUAAUAUGAAAUGAUUUUUGUUUCACAGGGUUAACGUCUUCUUUUGAAUACAUUUGCGGACCUGAUUUAUUGGGUUUCCUUUUAAAUUCAUUGAUGUUUUGCCUUAACCCUCUCAUUUUGUACACAAAACAAACGUGCUACCAAGCAUGUCCGACCUCCCUCCUAUUGUUAAGCUAAUCCCCGUUGGCAAUUGGGUGAUUUCUGCUACUAGUUCACUGCUUGGACAAAGUAUGUGUCUGUUCUCCUUUGUUUAUGAUAUUGU